AUAUGGUGAGUUAGCACCCGCACCUGAAGAUGUGAAAGCAAUUAGCCCCGGCACGGCCUGGCCUAGCUCGCUUUGGCUCGACGGUCUGUUUCCAAUAUCCCUGAUAUCCAGCAUGGACAUGUAUUUCUUUGGAAUUGAGUGAACAACUGUUUUUAAAAACUUCGGCUACAAGAUUGCUACUUUGAAACGAUUUGGCUAAUGUGUUUCAGCACAGGUGUUUCUCAGUUAUGAUGGUAGAUAAUUGGCUGUGGCCAAUUUACACCCUAGCGAAAAAGAAGGGCUACGCAGUGCAGCCUUCCUGACUUAGGCUACCCAAUAUGUGGCGUUUCCAGCCGAUGCCAGAACCUGAAUUGUAUGCCACAGCGGUAACGUGGCAGUCGAUUCCUUUCCAAAGCCAAUACCAAGAUGGCAGUGCUGUCUGUAAACUUGAUUAUCCCCACUGGUCCAAAAAUGUUGCGAAGAAGUUUAUGCUCUACAGGUCCUUGUUUGAUUUGGUGAACUCUGUGUAUUGUCUGGAGUUGGAAGACAAGAGGUUACUGACAUGGUUCUCCAGCCUCUCAAAUGAGGAUAGGAAAGUAAUCCAUGACGAGGGAGGUCUUCAUCAGUUUCUUCUAAAUCAUCCUGCUCUUGAUAUUGCUAAGCCUAUCGGAAUAGUCCAUGUAAAGCCACAGAUAAGAAGAGCUGCUGAAGAAAUAGCUUCACAGUUGAACAAAUCCAGAUUGCCAGCAUUUCAUGGGGUGUCUCGGUGUAAAAAGUGUGGGACAAGUUGUCCUUCAGGGUCUGAAACAUGCAGAACCUGUUUUGUUCAUUCCCCAGCAGUUGAGGAGAGGAUGUACUUGACAGAACAAAAGGGCGGGGCCACUGUAAUACCAAGAGAUGCCAAGGAGGACCGAAAUAUGCUGACCAGUAGCCUUGGUGCUCCUGGUGACCACCAGGUGGCUCAGGGCGGCUUCCAGUCAGCUCUUGACGACAGCCGCACUUCACUGACCUCUCCUGGCCCAAGAGGAGGCGCACGUUUCUCCAAGGAGUGGCGAGAGGGUCGGAGCAGCGUUCAGAGUGUAACCACAAGUGCGUUCAAAGACACAUCAGUGCAGGCCAGCUUCUCCCUGGAUAUGGAGCUGGAGAGUCACAGUAAGAUGGCUGAGGGCAGUUCCCCUCCAGCUUACCCCGUCCUCCAAACACAGUUCAGGAAUGUCACAGACAACAGGAGCUGUCUGGAUCUGCAGAAAGAGACUCCCCCAGAAUACCACAGCUUCCACAGCAGCUUGUCCACCGAGCAGGCUAGUGUUGACUCCCUCAUGGCCACAAGGGGCAGCACAGAGAAUAGCCUGAUGACACCCACUGCUGGGUUGUUCCCUAGUGAAAUCUCAGUGUCAUGCCAGAAGUACCCUUCGGAGUGGACCAACCUGGACACUAACAGCCUGCAGAAAAAGACCAGAGAUAAUUGCAUCAUGAAGGAGUCUGUCAACUCCGAGCCGUGGCUCAACUGCUCAGUCACUCCAGAGAAACCCCAUGCUUCCCCAUCUCAGAAACCACAUGUGGAUCUGCCCUUGAAGCUGGACAUCAAAAAGAGUCUGCAAACCCCAUCUAGAGACGAGCAGUCAAUGGCCGAGUCCUUCAUGUCGAUCAGUCCAGACAAGUCUGGAGUCCUAAUGCCAGUAUCAGCUGCUCCUGCCACUGUGAACCAGAUGGUAGAUGCCAGUGGCGACUUGCGAGCCCGUUUCACGUCUACGCAGGAGUGUGUAGCCGCCCCAAGGACCACGGACGCCUCCACUGAGAUGGACUCUCCCAUGUGCUUUGAUCAAGACACCCAGACCUCACAGGCCUCCACUGAGAUGGACUCUCCCAUGUGCUUUGAUCAAGACACCCAGACCUCACAGGCCUCCACUGCUGACAAGAGUGUCAUCACGGAGGUCCACAUGGCAGAUCUCAAUUACCUUACUAAGGAGUUUUUGCGACUGAAGUCAGUGGAAGAGGAACUGGAGCAGCUGAAAGCCAGCCAGCUGGAUUCCAACAACACAAAAUGUGGGUGUGAGUGUGGUCAGAGGCUGCAGCAGGCAGAGCUGAAGCUGUUGGCUCUGCAGUACUCCAUGUGCCAGGAUCACUGCUGGAGGAGAUACUACACCUCGGUACAGGGGGAGAGCCAGCUGCAAUGCACUGGUGGGGUCCCUGAGAGCUUAGCUGAGACUCUGCGGGCCCUGGAGCAGGAUUACAUCCAGCUGAGGAGGCAGGUGCUCUCAGGGAUUGCUCUGGAUGAGUUAAACCCGCUCUCUGUGGACACCCAGAGACUCCACAUAGAGGCACCGUACACCCCAGCACAGAAAAUUAAUGAAUAUCUGGAAGAUGAGAGUCCACUUGAAUUUCAGUCUCAUCUUCAUAGUGAAACAGAAGACACACAAAAGCACUUCAAUUCACUUGAAGGUGAAAGGCCUGCCACAAAUAUAAAAUCCCAGAAGGAUGCCCCGGGUAAGCAUGCAGUGCCACACACAAAGCCAGGUGGUGUGAAAAGCUCCAAAAUGGUGUCUGUGAAGACCCAGAAGUCCGACCCAUCCCAUGGAUCCACCAGACCGGGUGGUGGUGAGGGAGUAAAUGUUACCAGCGAGGCCUGGUACGAUGCAGAGGAGGAACUUGGGGCUGCUGGCCAAAGCCUGAAAGAGGAGCGGCUCAGAAAAGCAACUGAGAGUGAGAGAAACAGAAAAGUGGAAGAUGGUGAUGGUGUCAGUUCCAGUGGCCACUUGCAUGUUACAGACUUCCAUCAAGAUGUAACUGAGGAGGAUCUGUUCCUUGCAUUUAAGAAAUGUCAACCGAGAGAUGUUUGUUUCACAAUGUCGGACAAGUCCAGGAGUGGCAAAGUGACGGUGAGCUCUCCUGAAAAUGCUGUGGCGGCGGCGCGAGAGCUCAGCGGCACCUCCAUCCACGGACAGCCCGUCCAGGUGAGGCGCGUCAGCAGACUACCUGCAGCAGGCCCUGAGGGGGAGCACACCUUCAAGAAGCCCCACGUUCCCUCUGCCCCCACACCAGCACCCUCAGGAGACGUGGCCAAGCUUGGGGGCGUGAAGACAAGCACUCCAUACAACAUGUCCCCCAAACCUGUUCGCUGUCUUAUAGAAAAGCUCUUGAACAUCAGUGAUGUGCCUACGGCCACGGGCACCUAUGUGCCACAGCAGCCGCCUACCAACACCACCACGGUCACCUUUGGCACGCUCAUGAGGCAGCUGUCAGAGCUUCACCCAUCAGUGGCUCGGGAGAAGAUUGUGGAGGCGCUGCUGGAACUGCGCACCCAACACCGCGGCUCCCUCAACUGCCUGUCACUGUGCACUCUUGUGGAGAUGACCUCUAAACUCCUUUCUGCGCAGGCCUCAGACUCUGUGAAAAAGGGCUAGGAGGGGAGUCUAGGAAAGGGGUUAGAAGGGGGUGAGAAGUCAUUUCUAGACAAAGAGGAAUUUGUAACCCUGUCUUUAUUUGUGAUUGUUUUUAAGUUUGUUUGGGGGGGGUUUGCAGAGGAAAAUAAUUUUGAUUUUAUAUUUCUGAUUCAGCUCUAGUUAUGUGUGGCUUUGUUUCUUUUUUCAAGUUCAAGUUUCUUUAUUUUUGUCACAUGCAUAGUCAUAGACCUACAACAGGCAGUGAAAUAAACUCCUGACUCCACUCCAACUGUGCCAUCACAUGCUAGUAAUAAUGUUAUAGAAUAGAAGUUAAGUUUAAAACAUGAAUAAAUAAGAAGCAAAAAAUACAGAUAAAAGCCCCCCCCCCCCCC
Alosa sapidissima (American shad) is the source of this 3754-nucleotide messenger RNA. RefSeq names its product RNA-binding protein 44-like. Lineage: Eukaryota; Metazoa; Chordata; Actinopteri; Clupeiformes; Clupeidae. The record is from RefSeq and is a predicted model, not a curated record. The transcript is spliced from 20 exons. The coding region runs from base 318 to 3383 and encodes 1021 amino acids. Gene Ontology annotation, molecular function: RNA binding.